Adineta steineri is the source of this 5850-nucleotide messenger RNA. The record is from the annotation of a GenBank genome assembly. NCBI's taxonomy places the organism in Eukaryota, Metazoa, Rotifera, Eurotatoria, Adinetida, Adinetidae.
AUGUCGAUGCGUCGUGACAAAACUUCACAACAACCAGACAAGGAAGACAAGCAACGAGUACGAACUCCAGCGAAUGAAAGAGAUGAUCAUUCACCAUCAGGAGAUAGACUAAUUAUAGAUCAAGGUUCUGACGAAGAUUGCGAUGCAGCAAACAAUCGAGAACAAUCUGAGGAACCCAAUCGAUCCAACGCAUCACUAUAUCCAAAAAUACCGUUCAGAAAAUGUUCGAAUUGUGGCGCAUCAAAUAUGAAUAAUGAGAAUGCAGAUCAAACUGAUGAAACAUUGGAAGAACACUAUGACAAUGCUUCAACUAUUCUACAAACACAUAUACCAGCUUCUAAUGAGCUUCCUACUUCAUCAACGUCACAAAAUAUGUCUCAAACAAAUUUCAACAAAGGACAAUCAUCAGUGAAUGAAAAUGAUCCUAGAUCAAUCGAUUCUGAAUCAAUACCAUCAAUUAGUACAAAAACUUCCAUUACAAAUAACAAACCACCACCUGUAAAAAUAAGAAGAUCGAUUAUUUCUGUAGUAGAAUUCGAUACAGCGUUACAGGAUGAUUCCUCAACAGCAAAUGAAAUCGAAUCGAGCAAGCCAUCACUCGCACCAGUGGCGGAAGUACGCGAUCGAGAAGAAGAUAAUAAUACACCUGAUAAUUCGGGAAGCACCAUUGGAGCCAUUCAAUCUAGAAGAAAAAAUCAGUCCUCAUUUACUCAUUACUCACAUGACGACAUCAAACAAAAUGAUUCACAUCCACCUAUGUUCACUACUCAAUCAAAUAAUGAAUUAUCAAGUGAAGAUGAACCCUAUAUUGUCUACAUACCUCAUUUACCUUCUAAUGAAGUUACAGAUCAGGAACUUGAGACGAUAAUUCGGCAGUCAUUAGAUCGCCAAUAUAAAUUACACGUGAUCGAUAUUAAAUGUAAUAGUCAAUUCGAUGUUGGUGUUAUAUAUCUAAAAAAUAAAGAAGAUAAAGAUAAAUUAGUAAAUACUAUUCGUCAAACAUCAGUUACAUUAAACUCAGAUGAAACAAUAUCAUUUACUAUUGAAUUCAAAUUAGAUGUCUAUGUGGUUGUGACAUCCAAAGAUAAUAGUGAUCUUCCACGUAGCAAACAUGUGCGUCAACAAUGGAUGCAGAUCUAUAAUGGUAACUCUCCAUUGAAAUGUAAACGAUUAUCGAGUCAAUUCCCAAAUAUAUUUAAAAUAACAAUAGAUAAAGUCGAAGAAUUAUUUACAAUUACACCUGUAAAAGAGUUCCAAAUCGAACAUCAAACAGCCAUUAUUUAUUAUCAACCAGAUUGCUGUUUUUUCGAUACUUUACCAAAACAUAUUACGGAGAAGGACUUAUACGCAGCAAUAUUUACAGAAAUAUCUCCAGUUAAUCGGUCAAAAACACGUAUUCAUGUUUCUUUGAAUAGACAAGAAGGCAGUGCUGUUGCGUUGGUAUGUAAUUCAUUUGUAAGAUGUACUUCAAUUAAUUUGGAUGGACAAGUAUUUAAAGGGAAAGAUCGUCUUUCAUAUUUUCUUCGACUACAUUCAGUACCUUCGCAUAUACUACCAACACAUAUCGAAGCUCAAGAGAUUUUUGAUGGUACUGUUAUCAAAAUUGAACUAAGUGACAAUGAUAUCAUUGUUGAAUUGUCGAGUAAGAGCGUUUAUGAAAAAUGCCUUGAACAACGUGUUUUACGUAUGGAUAAUCAUACUAUUAAUAUUACAAGUAAUUCUUAUUCAAGCAAAAAUACAGAUGACGAUAUUAAUAAUGUCAAUUGGUAUGAAACAGAAAUGUUAGAUGGAAAAUCAAAUAUUAUGCAAUUUUUUACUCAACCUGAACAUCGAAUUUUUGGAUUAAAAUGGAAUUGUCAAGCAUUUUUAGACCAAUUUCAUGGUCGGUCGUCGGAAAAUAACAAUCAUCAAGAUACAAUUAGUAAUGAAAAGCGACAUUUAUUACGAAUGACAGUAAUGUUAAAUACAAUUGGUGCAGUAGAAAAAGGAAAUUAUUCUAUAGAUAAUAAAAAAAAUCAAUUAAAACCAAAUCAAUUAAAUACUAUAGUCUACAAUCAUCGAUCGAAAUUACAACAAGAAAUAACAUUAUCAUCAUCAUCUAUCGAAAUUAAAUAUCCAUAUGAAUCAACAUCUGUUGAAGUAAUAAAUGAAGAUUGCUUAAUUGUUCACGAACAGUUGCUUUCUCGAGGUUACAAUCCAUUACUUCUCAAUAUGGCAAAUGCAUAUUCACCAGGUGGCGGAUAUCGUAAAGGUGAUGGUGCUCAAGAAGAAAAUAUUUUUCGUCGUUCCGAUUAUUAUCGAAGUCUUGAUAUGGAACUCGAUGCUGGACAACCAACUCCUAGAUUUUAUUGUACAUCAAGAUGUCAAUUGGAACAACUUACUAAUAAUCAAAAAAUGUAUCCAAUGGAUGAAUAUGGAGCAAUUUAUACAUCAGGAUUAACAGUAUUUCGUCAACCUGAAGAUACAGGUUAUGCUUUUAUGGAACAACCUAUGUUCAAUGUUUGUGCUAUCGCUAUAGCUGCUUAUCGAAAUCCAAAAUUAGAUCAUAAAAAUUUUCUCACAUCAAAAUAUAUGAUUGGUACACGUAAGAAAAUUGAAACAAUCUUUGGUAUUGCUCAACAUCAUAAACAUGAUUGUCUAGUUUUAUCUGCAUUUGGUUGUGGUGCUUUUCGAAAUCCACCUAAACAUAUUGCAUUGAUUUUUAAAUCAGUCAUCGAACAAUAUGCAGGAUUUUUUAAAAAAAUUUAUUUUGCAAUUAUUGAUGAUCAUAAUACUGGUCAAGAUUUAAAUCCUCAUGGAAAUUAUCGACCAUUUCAAGAUAUACUUCAUAAUUUGAAAGUUAAACCUAUGAGACAUAUGAUGGUUAAUAUGAUGAUCGGACCUUGGCGUAUAUUAAAUAUAGCCAACAACAAAGAAAUUAAUUUAAGUGAUGUUAAAAUUUGUGAUUUAUCUCCAUGUCAUUAUGGAGGUCAAUGUCGAGAUUUAGAAAAUAAACAACAUUGCCAGAAAUAUCUUCAUCCACCACUAUGUCCGCUAAUGGAUAGUUCAGGAAUAUGUCAAUUAGAUAAUGAUGAUGAUCAUAUGAUUUUAUUUACGCAUCGAAUUAAGCACUCAAAUGCAUCUAAUAGUCGUAAUGAUGAUCACUCAUUGUUACCAGUUUGCCCAUGGACACCAUUUCAUUGUCGACAAUAUAUUUUACUAUCGGAAUCGACAAAUAUUGCUUCAUUAUCGUCAGAUGUACAAAAUCAUUGUCGUGAAUUUCGACACAUCUGUCGAUUUGGUCGUCAAUGUCAUGAAACAUCGAGAUUACAUCUUCAAACAACAAUUCAUAUUGCACGUGAUAUAUGUCCCGACGGAAAUAAUUGUUCAAAAAUCAAUCAAGAGAAUCAUCUGUAUUCAUUUACACAUUUAGACAUAGCGGAUAUUCGUCGUCUAUGUUAUUAUAUUGGAUCUGAGUGUCCAGAUCGAGAUCAAAUUAAACAUCUUAUUCGAUAUCGACAUCGUGGGAAUUAUGAUCAUAGCAGUGUUAUUCCAUACAAUGGAUCAAAUAGAGACAUAGAUUUUAUUCAAAAUCAACAAGAAAUAAUCACAACAAUUCAUCAUUAUGCUCAACCUUUGAAUUUAAAAACUCCACUUUCUAUUUCACAAUCAAUUCUUAAAUGUAUUCAAAGGUUAUCACCGAUUUAUCAAUGUUCAAAAGAAAUAUUUGAAUUAAUACUUCUUCAUGGUCAUGUUAUGUCUACUGAAUAUAUAAAACAAUUAAUGGAUUCACGUGUAGUAAUUCAAACUAUUCAACAAAAUAAAUUUAUUCAGAAAAUUAUUAUUUCAAAUCAAAAUCAAACAAAUGAAGAUCAUAUUCAUAAUUAUAUUCAAGCUAUUAGCUGUGCAGAAUUUAAUAAAAGACUUCAGCGAUCUUCAUCUUCAUCACCUGAAGAAAACUUUAAUGAUACAAUUCGUAUAGAAGAGAAAUUUUUAAGAAAUAUAAUAACUCGUAAUGAAAUCGAUAAGAUUCGUGAUUUUACUAUACAAAUGAUCGAUGCAAUACUAAAUCUUUCAAAGAAUAUUAACGAUACAUUAGAAAAACAUAUCACAGCAAUUUUAGCACCAAAUCUACAUCGUAAUGAUGAAGAUAUUGUUCUAGUAUUUAAACGAGAUGUUUUAUAUCAUCCCGAUGCAAAUGUAUCGAUUCAAUCAAAAAAUUCAUUCUUAGAUGGAACGACUUUUAUUGAGCGACCAUGGAUUAAAGAUUCAGGAACAUCGAAAAAACGGCUUGAACAAUUUCAUAAAUCGUUAUUACAUUGUUCCAUUCAAGGAUAUGAUUAUGCUUUAGCAUCCGAACUAUUAGCUAUAACUGGUAAGACAAAAAAAACAAUGGAUAUGGACUUAAAUACAAUUCUAACGUAUAUGAAGUGUACUUCUUCGAAUCAAUUAUUCGAAUGUCAUUUGCCUGAAUUAAUUCAUCUUGAUUACAUCGAAGAAAUUUACAUACCACAUACACUUUAUACUUCUCUUUCAUCAGCAGCUCAACUGUCAGCGAAAACUAUAUUUGGCGAUUCAUUACAUAUUACACCGCGCAAUGUAAAUCAAUACCAGGACUAUGUGAAAGAUGAUUUGAUGAAGAAACUUAUUAAAAAUAUUGAACAAGAAGUGUCAUUAUGUGGUAGUAUUAUUACUUUACCACCAAGCCAUUUGAAGAAAUAUACUAUUCUUCCAUUUACAUUAGCAGAUGAUUCUGUAUCUGAUGAUAUUUUUAUUUAUUGGCAAUCGAUGUAUGGUGAUAUGAUGUUGGUAUUAUCAAAUGAACCGAUUGAUACUUGUAACAUUUCUCGAUCUCUUUUAUGCUAUAUUGCAGAAACACCAUCAACAACAAUAAAUGAUUAUUGCGAAUCAUUUUCAUAUUUAAAUUUUGAUGAUCCAUUGCAACAUGAAACUAUUAUGAAUAAACGUUCUUUUCUGGCAUCUUCAAGUACAUUUCAUCGUGGAUGUAAUCUUGAUGAUUAUUUGACAUACUGUUUAAAAUUGAAGAAACCUACCGAUGAAGUAACAUUAACACAUGCUGGACCGAAUAGUAUUUAUAAUGAUGAAAAAAUAUCGUAUAAAUUCAUUAAAUCGGAUCUUGAUUUGAAUGAAUUAGUUUAUGUUCAAAUUAGUGCUAAUUCACAGCAGGUACCUAUUCGAAAUUUUAUGGUUUGUUUUAAACCAUUACACGAUUUACAUCCACAUUUUGAAAAAGAUUUUCAACCAACGAAUAGUUCUUCGAAUCAAUCCAGAGCACAUCAAUUAAAUCGUCCUCAUUCUCCACCAAUACCCAGAAAUGACAAGCCAUCGAAUGUUUUCUCUCAAAGAGCUCAUUCUGAUCGGAGCAAACUAAGUCUCUGUCGUGAUUCAGUUAAUUGUCUUCGACAAACAUCAAACGAUCAUUGUAAAAGAUAUUCUCAUCCUUGUCGAUUCUCGGAAGUAUGUUUAAAUAAAGAUAAUGAACCUCAUUUGACCCAUGAAGUACGUCGAGUCGAGAAGUGUCCAUUGGAUAAAUCGUGUAAACGUCUCGGCGAUCCUUAUCAUCGAGCAGAAUAUCGACAUACAGAUCUUCCUGACUUUCUUUUUCCAUGUCGCGAUCAAACGCAUUGUGCUCAACGAUCAGCUGAACAUCAUCGAAUAAAAUAUUCGCAUGGUGAACAGGUUAACAUAAGUUCGUCUUCAAACGCAUCAAGAAAUGAUCAUGCAACGCCUACUGAACAAACACCAUGUCGAUAUGGAUCAAGAUGUCGCGAUCAACACAAUCCUCAGCAUUGUUCGAAAUAUUCUCAUUCAUCUGGACAACAGCCAUUAUCACAACGAUUCGAUGAGUGA